GCCGGAUCCCGGCUGGCGCCCGGGCGGUUCCUACGCUGAGCCGCCGCCUGGCCGGCUGGUUCCUGCGGCGGCUGCCGGGGCGGCCCGGUCGCGCGGCCCUUCGCCAUGUACACCUUCGUGGUGCGCGACGAGAACAGCAGCGUCUACGCCGAGGUCUCCCGGCUGCUGCUCGCCACCGGCCACUGGAAGAGGCUGCGGCGGGACAACCCCAGGUUCAACCUGAUGCUGGGAGAAAGGAACCGGCUGCCCUUUGGGAGACUGGGUCACGAGCCUGGCCUGAUGCAGUUGGUGAAUUACUACAGGGGAGCCGACAAACUGUGUCGCAAAGCUUCUUUAGUGAAGCUCGUCAAGACCAGCCCAGAACUGGCUGAGUCCUGCGCGUGGUUCCCCGAGUCCUAUGUGAUUUAUCCAAAUAACCUCAAGACCCCAGUUGCUCCAGCUCAGAAUGGAAUCCACCCGCCAAUCCAGAGCUCAAGGACAGAUGAGAGAGAAUUUUUCCUGGCUUCUUAUAAUAGAAAGAAAGAAGAUGGAGAGGGCAACGUUUGGAUUGCAAAGUCAUCAGCCGGAGCCAAAGGUGAAGGCAUCCUCAUCUCCUCGGACGCUGCGGAGCUGCUGGAUUUCAUAGACAACCAGGGCCAGGUGCACGUGAUCCAGAAAUACCUUGAGCGCCCGCUGCUUCUGGAGCCAGGUCAUCGCAAGUUUGACAUCCGAAGCUGGGUCUUGGUGGAUCAUCAAUAUAAUAUCUACCUCUAUAGAGAGGGUGUACUUCGGACUGCUUCAGAACCGUAUCAUGUGGAUAAUCUCCAAGAUAAGACUUGCCAUUUGACUAAUCACUGCAUUCAAAAGGAGUACUCAAAGAACUAUGGGAAGUAUGAAGAAGGGAACGAAAUGUUCUUUGAGGAGUUCAAUCGGUACCUAACAAGUGCUUUGAACAUCACCCUGGAAAGUAGUAUCUUACUACAAAUCAAACAUAUAAUAAGGAGCUGCCUCAUGAGCGUGGAGCCCGCCAUCAGCACCCGACACCUCCCUUACCAGAGCUUCCAGCUCUUCGGCUUCGACUUCAUGGUGGAUGAGGAGAUGAAGGUCUGGCUCAUUGAAGUCAACGGCGCCCCUGCUUGUGCUCAGAAGCUCUAUGCGGAGCUGUGCCAGGGCAUUGUGGACAUAGCCAUCGCCAGCCUCUUCCCGCCCCCCGGCUCGGGGCAGCAGCCGUCCCAGCCGGCCGCCUUCAUCAAGCUGUGACCGAGGGAGGUGCUCGAAGCUGCCUCGUAAGAAGCACGAGGGGGCGCUGCCCCGGGGGGAGGAGGAGUGGCCGAGUUGCCAAACAGGAGGAAGAGAGACGACCCGCAGAGACGCGCUGGAAGAAGAAAAGGCAGCUUCCCCGAGGAGUGGUCGCGCGCCCGGGGCUUCCCAGGUGGAGCUCUUGGCACUGCUACUGAGAUUGGAAAACUGCAGCAAAUUUCGCCAAUGGGAGAGCAGAAUAUUCUUCUGAGGGGCAAAAACAGGGAUGUGCUUAUUUUACGUUCUCAUCCUUUGAAAAAUCUGAUUUUUAUCCUAAGGUAGUGCUGUGAGCAGCGCCUCUCCUGCCCGGGGUGGCAGCCGUUGGAUCUGGUUGGUGUCUGUCCACCUGCUGC
Molecule: messenger RNA, 1631 nt
Organism: Lipotes vexillifer (Yangtze River dolphin)
Lineage: Eukaryota; Metazoa; Chordata; Mammalia; Artiodactyla; Lipotidae
Gene: TTL
Product: tubulin tyrosine ligase
Exons: 7
Coding region: 106-1239 (377 amino acids)
Biological process (GO): microtubule cytoskeleton organization; protein modification process
Cellular component (GO): spindle microtubule
Molecular function (GO): tubulin-tyrosine ligase activity
Source: RefSeq, a predicted model, not a curated record